This is a messenger RNA of Daphnia carinata, 588 nucleotides long. Its product is annotated as histidine-rich glycoprotein-like. The coding region runs from base 112 to 420 and encodes 102 amino acids. The record is from RefSeq and is a predicted model, not a curated record. NCBI's taxonomy places the organism in Eukaryota, Metazoa, Arthropoda, Branchiopoda, Diplostraca, Daphniidae. The transcript has 2 exons.
CCUGAAUGUUCAUAUAAAUAGAAGCCAAAUAGUCUUGUUAUUAUUGCAGUUCUUGCAGCUUUCCAGCAACAGUAUCAAUUCUCCAGUCCCAACUCCACACAAGCUAUAAAAAUGAGCCGUAGUUUGAUCGUUGUUAGCUUGAUCGUUGUUUUGGCGAUGGCCUUGUUUGCAAUGGCCGAGGGCCGGCGAGAGCGUCGUAAUAUUUUAGGGAUUGUUGGAAGCUUGUUGGGUGGCGGACAUCAUCAUCAUCAUCAUCAUCACGAUGGAUUCAUUGGACAUCACGGCGGUUUCGGCGGACACCAUCACGGCGGUUUCGGUGGACACCAUCACGGUGGUUUUGGGGGACACCAUCAUGGCGGUUUUGAUGGACAUCACCAUGGGUUCGAUGGACAUCAUGGAGGAUUCGGUUUCUUAGGCUAAGAAGCAUCUAGACGUUCCAUUGGCUUGUACAACUGAAAACUGACGUUAAGGUCAUUGUCUUCCUCGAUCACCAAAGGCUGGCAGAUUUAUUGUUUCAUUGUUAAUUUAAGUAUUCGUGUCAUGUUUGUAUAUCUCGGCGUGAAUAUUUGUAAUUCUUUUAUUCAAUUA